UAACCAGAAGCAUUUUCCUCUUCACCAUUACACGCGUUGUUCGCGUUAACAUCUCAUUCUAAUUUGGAAUCUCAAGUCUUUCUUUCUCUUCCCUUGUUAUUUAAUCUUCUCUUUCUUUUCCAAAUGUUUUGUCUCUCUCAUUAUCUUUGUCUUCCUCUUCCUAUUGAUUGACACACUCUCUCUCAAAUAUACAAAUAUACAUAUACAAAGACUCUCACUCUCUCCAAAGGUGAUGAGAAUUAAUUCUAUUCUCAGUUGUAUCUCUCAUCUUAUCCAUUGAUUUUCUUCAUCAUCUCUUUGGUUAUUGUCAAAAUUUCUGGGUUACCGGUUGUUCCUGGUAUAUGCGCCUACCAGAGUUUCAUUCAUCUUCUUCUUCUCUUUCUUUCUCUUCCUUUUUCUCUCUCUCUCUCUCACUCUCUUGGUUUUCUCUUCUUCUUCUUCUCUCUCUCUCCUCCUCCUCCUCCUUCUUCAACCUUUAUGUGCAUUUGUUUACAUUUCUCUCAUUUUUAGCUUGGAAGAUCAAAGAGAGAGGUUAAGGUUUCUCUCUCUUUCUAUUUUGUAAAUUCUAAUUUAAAUCAUCAUCAUCAUCAUCUACCUGUGUCUUAAUCUCUUUCUGAUAAUCAAUCCAGUUAAUUUCCUUUCUUAAUCCAUGUGUCCAUCAACAUAUCCACCCACAUAAUCAACAUUAUCAUCAUUUUAAUACAAUUUACCUUUAGCAUUUUAUUAUCAUUCUUAAUUUUAACCAACUUGAUCAUCUUAACAUAGAUUAUAAAUAUCACCUUGACAGUGAUAUUUUCUUGUAAAUGAUAGUUUUAUUGUCAUUAUAAUCAUCAAAUUGUUGCCUGUCAGUUAAUUACCAUGGAAACAUUGCUAAUUAACUAUGAAAAUGCCAUUUCUCCAACUAAUAAAUGUUCAUCAUCAUCUUCAUCAUCAGUAUCAACCUUGAUUCCUGAGCCAUUAAUUGGUGUUGGCUCUUCAACCAGUGUAAAUCUGGUCUCUGGUUCAACCACAACAAUCAACACCAACAACAACAACAAUCAAAAUCAAAAUAAAUACAAUCUAACCAAUGAUAAUCAAUCAAAUGAAAAGGUAACAUCAUUAAGCUCAAAUUGUAUCAAUUCAAAUUCAAAUGGUUACAAUUUACUUAAGAAAAGUGUCUCAUUAACAUUAAAUUCAAGUGAACAUGAUGAUAAUCAACAAAGUGCCAUUAUUACAAGUGAAUCAUCAUCAUCAUCAUCAACAACAUCAAUUAAAAGUUUCAUCAACAACAACAACAAUUUAACCCGAAACACUAACAAUGGAUUAAGUAGUUAUCGGGGUUGUUACAGUGCUACAAAUACACCAAUUAAAUCAAUAAAUUGUGGACAAUUAUUCAACGAUUAUCCCAGUGAUCUAUUAUCAUCUUGUCCAUCAGUAAGGUUGUCAUCACCAUCAUCAUCUCCACCUCCACCACCACCACCAAGAUCAACAAAAGAAAAACAAAUCACUGAGAUUAACGAUUAUACACCAACCAUGGUUUCUGAACAUUUAUCAAUAGUUUCACCUUCAUCUUGCUAUCAAAGUGACCAUGAUGUUGACAGUGGACCCAAAAGUUUACCUGCUUAUCCAUCAACCUUAUUGUCACCAACAAAUUCAACAUCAUCUUCAUCUUCAUCUAAUAUGAUGACCAAAUGGGAUAGAGAAUCACUUUAUUCUGGAUCAGGAUCAAUUGAUGAUGGAUUAUUAACCCAAAAUGGUUCAAUUGUUUGGGAUAGAGAAUCAGAUUGGAUUUUAUUAUUCGAUGAGAUGUUGAAAUUAAAAGGAACCAAUAGACAAGGAUCAGAAGAUUGUAUCUGUCGGCGAAAAUAUUCCGAUUCUCUCAGAAUGAAAGCAUCCCAAGGAAUUACAUCUUCACCAUCUCAAUCGGUAUCAUCCACAGUCUCAUCACUAUCGUCUUACAAUGAGAUCGACAAUAUGAACAAUUUGAAACUGAGUCCACUGAAACGAGCAUCGUCUUUGCCUCCAUCUCGUCGAGGUGUUUCUCCCAAUAUAAGAAUCGCAUCUCAAUUAGCUGCUAAUUGUCCUGGAGCUGCUGAUGAAGAAAUGUUCAUCAAGUCCUUUGAAGAUGUUCCUAUGAUCCAUUUUGGUUCAACGAAAGAAUUGGAGGAUGAAUUGUCUCGAAUAAGAGAUUGGUUGGGAGGAAAGAGCUCCGAUUGGACUAAACGGAUAAAUGGUCUAAAGAGACUUCGAUCAGUUCUCAUGUCAAAUUCUACCGAUAUGAAAAUAUUUCUCGAAUGGUUUAAAGGCUUAGAAUUAGCUUUUAUCCCGUGUGUCAAAGAUCUGAGAUCUCAAGUAGUUCGAGAGACUUGUUUCACGAUCGCUUAUAUCUCACAGAAACUUGGACUGAAAGCAUCUCGAUUCUGUGAGAUGUUACUUCUUAUUCUUAUCUCAUUAAUACCCAAUAGUGUCAAAAUAAUGUCUUCAUCUGCGACAGUCGCCAUAAGGUUCAUUAUCCAAUAUACUCGAUCAUCUCGAUUUAUUCCUGUGAUCGCGUAUAAUAUGAACUCAAAGUCAAAAGAGAUUCGAAAAGCGUGUUGUGAGUUUUUAGAUCAAAUUCUACAUACAUGGUCAACAUCGUCUCUAGAGAAACACGGGAUUACUCUUCAAGAAGCUAUACGAAAAGGAAUAUCUGAUGCUGAUCCAGAGGCUCGACAAUUUGCUCGAAAAGCUUUUUGGGGAUUCGCAGAUCAUUUUAGAGAAUCAGCCGAUUCUUUACUUCAAUCACUUGAUCCAUCGAAACAGAGGAUUCUUCAUGGAGAAGCUUUCGGUCAACAACAACAACAACAACCACCACCGCCAAGAACUUUGUCCAAUUUGAGUAAAGUUUCAGGUCGAGGAAGCACCGGAUCAUUGAGCCAACACGAUGGUCCAUUAAGUGGAAGAUACACUAAUAAUAAAUCAUCAUCGUUCCAAUUACCGUCUUCUUUAUCUUCUUCGUUCACAUCACCUUCCAUUCGGAAAACCUCCACUAGUUCCUUGGUCUCUCCUGUCACAUCUUCUCUCUCAUCUUCUUACUCUUCACAUUAUAGUAAAUUACCUUCGGUUACCAAUUCGAACUCGACCCAAAAUCCACCGGUGGAAAAUUCAUCUCGUAUUUUACCCAAUUCCAAGCAACAGCCUCCUUCUUACUUACCGAGAAUCAGAUGUACUCUUCCCAAAUAUCAGCCAUCUUCUUCCUUAUCAUCUUUUUCCUCAUCAUCUUCAGGUACUUACUUAAAUUACGGAUCAACACUACGGUCAACCAGUGCCAUUGAUGCGGAUGCAGCUCGUCGAGCACGAACUCGAGCAGUGGCCAUUUCAUCAGCAAUUAAACCAAAAGUUAAUCAAAUCAGUUCAUCGAUGUCCAAUGGUAAUCAUGAUAAAGAAUCCAAAGAGUUGACAUAUUCACCAUCACAAUCAGUAUCGUCGACUGUUUCAUUGAUACCAUCUUAUAACGAUAUCGAUGCGAAAUUGAGUCCACUGAAACGAGCAUCGUCUUUGCCUCCAUCUCGUCGAGGUGUUUCUCCCAAUAUAAGAAUCGCAUCUCAAUUAGCUGCUAAUUGUCCUGGAGCUGCUGAUGAAGAAAUGUUCAUCAAGUCCUUUGAAGAUGUUCCUAUGAUUCAUUUUGGUUCAACGAAAGAAUUGGAAGAUGAAUUGUCUCGAAUAAGAGAUUGGUUGGGAGGAAAGAGCUCCGAUUGGACUAAACGGAUAAAUGGUCUAAAGAGACUUCGAUCAGUUUUAAUGUCAAAUUCUACCGACAUGAAAAUAUUUCUCGAUUGGUUUAAAGGCUUAGAAUUAGCUUUUAUCCCGUGUGUCAAAGAUCUGAGAUCUCAAGUAGUUCGAGAGACUUGUUUCACGAUCGCUUAUAUCUCACAGAAACUUGGCCUGAAAGCAUCUCGAUUCUGUGAGAUGUUACUUCUUAUUCUUAUCUCAUUAAUACCCAAUAGUGUCAAAAUAAUGUCUUCAUCUGCGACAGUCGCCAUAAGGUUCAUCAUCCAAUAUACUCGAUCAUCUCGAUUUAUUCCUGUGAUCGCGUAUAAUAUGAACUCAAAGUCAAAAGAGAUUCGAAAAGCGUGUUGUGAAUUUUUAGAUCAAAUUCUACAUACAUGGUCAACAUCGUCUCUAGAGAAACACGGGAUUACUCUUCAAGAAGCGAUACGAAAAGGAAUAUCUGAUGCCGAUCCAGAGGCUCGACAAUUUGCUAGAAAAGCUUUUUGGGGAUUCGCAGAUCAUUUUAGAGAAUCAGCCGAUUCUUUACUUCAAUCACUUGAUCCAUCAAAACAGAGGAUUCUUCAUGGAGAAGCUUUCGGUCAACAACAACAACAACCACCACCGCCAAGAACUUUAUCCAAUUUGAGUAAAGUUCCAGGUCGAGGAAGCACCGGAUCGUUGAGUUCAUCAUACACUUAUAAUAAAUCACCAUCGUUCCAAUUACCGUCUUCUUUAUCUUCUUCGUUCACAUCACCUUCGAUUCGGAAAACCUCCACUAGUUCCUUGGUCUCUCCUGUCACAUCUUCUCUCUCAUCUUCUUACUCUUCACAUUAUAGUAAAUUACCUUCGGUUACCAAUUCGAACUCGACCCAAAAUCCACCGGUGGAAAAUUCAUCUCGUAUUUUACCCAAUUCAAGCAACAGCCUCCUUCUUACUUACCGAGAAUCAGAUGUACUCUUCCUAAAUACCCGCCAUCUUCUUCUUUAUCGUCAUCCUUUUCCUCGUCAAUCUCUUCUUCCCCAUCAUCCUCUCCCUCAUCGUCAACUUCAUCCUCAUCUUCAAUACCAGGUACUUACUUAAAUUACGGAUCAACACUUCGGUCAACCAGUGCCAUUGAUGCCGAUGCAGCUCGUCGAGCACGAACUCGAGCAGUGGCCAUUACCCCGACAGUUAAAUCGAAAGCUAAUCAAACUAAUCCAAUUGCCAAUGGCUCUAAUGAUAAUUCACAAAGAAAACCCUCACCACCAACACCCGUGGUAAUUAAUAAAUCAAAAGAUGAUGUUUACAAUAAUGGGACUAAACUAUCAACCGAUAUGAUUAACUCCCUUGAAUGUGAUAAUUAUUACAACAAUAUGAUUAACUACAUAUCUCAAUGUCUUAUGCAAGAAUUCAUUAAAAAUUAACCUCGUUUUUUAAGCCCAAUUUUUGGUUAAUUGUCAAAAAUUUUGUAAAAACUUAAACUAAAAUCAAAAUAAACUUUUUCUUAAACGAUCAAAAA
Panonychus citri (citrus red mite) is the source of this 5227-nucleotide messenger RNA. Its product is annotated as CLIP-associating protein 1-like. Gene Ontology annotation, cellular component: mitotic spindle; spindle microtubule; microtubule organizing center. NCBI's taxonomy places the organism in Eukaryota, Metazoa, Arthropoda, Arachnida, Trombidiformes, Tetranychidae. Gene Ontology annotation, molecular function: microtubule binding. Gene Ontology annotation, biological process: mitotic spindle assembly. The record is from RefSeq and is a predicted model, not a curated record. The coding region runs from base 859 to 4809 and encodes 1316 amino acids. The transcript is spliced from 9 exons.